Selaginella moellendorffii is the source of this 1719-nucleotide messenger RNA. Its product is annotated as pentatricopeptide repeat-containing protein At4g02750-like. Gene Ontology annotation, molecular function: zinc ion binding; RNA binding; protein binding. Gene Ontology annotation, biological process: RNA modification. The record is from RefSeq and is a predicted model, not a curated record. Lineage: Eukaryota; Viridiplantae; Streptophyta; Lycopodiopsida; Selaginellales; Selaginellaceae. The transcript is spliced from 2 exons. The coding region runs from base 1 to 1719 and encodes 572 amino acids.
AUGGGAUCGCUCCAAUCGCAGUCGCCAUGGGCCGAUCUCGCCAAGCAAGUCACUCGUCACAGGAAACUCAGCGAACCCGAGCGCGAAUCCAAGCGUCGAGACGGCAAUUCCACCCAUUUCUUCGCGGACCAGCUCAAGUCGUGCAAGAGCCUCACGAAGGGUCGUCAAAUCCACACCCAGAUCCUCGAGACAAAGCACUACCGCAACAUCUUCCUCGCCAAUCUGGUGAUCGAGAUGUACGGCAAGUGUGGCAGCGCCGAGGAGGCGCUGCGAGUGUUCAAGGAUCUGAGCGAACCCAACAUAUUUUCCUGGAACAUCCUUCUCGCGGCGUUGUCACGCAAUGGCGAGAUCGAUCGCGCCAGGAUGGCGUUCGAGAAGAUGCCGGUGAGAGACGCGGUGUCGUGGAAUGCGAUGAUCGCAACAUAUGCCCAGAUCGGUGGAUUCGUGGGCGAAGCGCGAAAUCUUCUCUUCGCGAUGCCGCAAUGGGAUCCAGUGUCGUGGACAACGGUGAUCGCAGCGUAUGCCGCCGUGGGGGAUAGCAAGGAGGCCGUGAUCCUCUUCCGGAUGAUGGAUCUCGAGGGGAUUCCCGCGGAUGGAGUGGCGUUCGCGGCGGUGCUGGAUGCGUGCGCGAGCCACGCGACGCUGUCCGACGGCGCGGCGAUCCACGCGAGCAUCCUCGAGAGUGGAUUCGCGAUCAGCACGGUGGUUUCCACCGGAUUGGUGAACAUGUAUGGGAAGUGCGGCAGGCUGCGCGAGGCGAGGGCGAUCUUCGAUGCGAUCGCGUUCCGGGAGAGGGAUCUGGUGCUGUGGACGUCGAUGAUCGCGGCGUACGCGCAGUGGGGGCGCGGCGAGGCCGCGAUCGAGGCGUUCCAGAGCAUGCUCUUGGACGGGAUCGUGGCGGACGAGGUGGUGUUCAUCAGCGUUCUCUGCGCUUGCAGCCACGCCGGGCUGCUGGAGCUGGGCUGCCAGUACUUUGCGUCGAUCGAGCCGGACUAUCGGGUAGCGAUCGGCGUCCACCACUACGCCUGCGCGAUCGAUCUCUUGGGAAAGGCUGGCUGGCUGGACGAGGCCGAGAGCUUGAUCGAGAGGAUGCCGUUUGAUCCGGACGGCGCUUGCUGGACGGCGCUUCUGGCAGCGUGCAAGCUUCACAAGGAUGGCGAUCGUGCGGAGAGGGCGAGCGAGCGGGCGAUGGCACUGGAUCCCGAGAGCGCCGCUCCCUACGCGCUGCUGGUGAAGAUCCAGGGUGGCGGCGAGGCCUCCGAGCAGACGACGCGGCGGCGAUUGGAGCGAGGGGUGCGCAAGCUCGUCCCGGGGUGUAGCUCCAUCGUGGUGAGGGAUCGGGUGCACGAGUUCACGGCCGGGGCGAUGGAUCAUCCCCGCGCGGCGGAGAUCUACGAGGAGCUGGAGCGUUUGAGGGCCCCCCUGGCGGAGGCGGGCUACGUUCCGGACACCGGAGUGGUGAUCCAGGCGGUGGACGAGCGCGAGAAGGAGCGGAUCGUGCUCGCGCACAGCGAGAAACUGGCAGUGGCGUUUGGGCUGCUCGCGACGCCCGCGAAUUCGCCGCUGCGCGUUGUCAACAAUCUCCGGAUGUGCUCCGAUUGCCACUCCGCCAUGAAAUUCAUCGCGUCCAUCACCCGGCGCGAGAUUGUGGUGCGCGAUCUUAUUCGUUUCCACCGCUUUGACGAGCAAGGGCGUUGUUCUUGCGGGGAUUACUGGUGA